UCAAAACGUCGUCUCCAAGCCGAAUGAAAAUGGAAAAAACUCCCCGUUAUACACAACGGGAGCGUAAUAUGGUAUUGGGCUAUGCGGCCCAAUACAAGGAUAUCAUCGAAAAUAAACGUACCGAUGCUGAAUCAAAUCGUAAAAAGGAUGAAGUAUGGCGUCAAAUUGCCAAAGAGUUCAAUGCUCGCGUCUAUCAUCAACGUUCAUCGAAACAGUUACGGCAAUUAUAUAAAAAUAUGAAACUGCUGUUGAAAAAGGAUCUAUGCGGUGAGGGUAAAGGUAAUCGUACUUUUAUGGAUUUACUCAAUACAAUAUCACAACAAGAAUCCGUUGCACAAUAUAUAUCCGAACAAAUGUCACCGAAUGGUUAUAGCAAUGGUGGUAGCCGCCAGAAAUAUGAGGAAGACUUCGAUGAUUCAAAGCAUCCGGCCCUCAAUUACGAUGGCAUGGACCACGAUGUCAUUGUAAUUAAAUCGGAAGAUAUUAGCGGCGACGAACACUCCAACAAUGGUGAGGCCAUGGAUGAGGAUGACGAUGAUGAUUGUAUUAGUCCCAAAGAUAUACCCGAAGUGUGUUUAGAGGAAGAGGAUGAGGAGUUGUUUGCCACAGACCUGAGGCAACAACAACAGCAACAGUCACAACAAAAUCUGCAACAAUUACAACAAAAUGCCAAAUCCCAGCAGCAGCAACAACAACAAAUGUCAUCACAAAAUUGCAAUUCUUCUGCAACAACAACACCAAAUGGCAACCUCAGUAUGCCCCAACAGCCUGAGAUUACGAUACAAAAUAUUGGUGGAAUUCGAGUGGGCAGUAUCGGCAGCAUGGCCAAUAUGAAGGCCUUGGCGAAUUCGCUGAACAAUAACAACAACAAUAGUAGUAGUAGUAAUAAUAACAACAACAACAAUACCCCGAAUGGUUCACUUAGCAUUACCCCGCAUGCAAAUGGCGGAGGUCCUGCCACCAAUGGUCAGGCCAUGAAUUUGCGCCAGGCCAGUGCCGAACAACAGCUGCUGCUCAGUGGCCUGGGUUUGAAUCCGGUGAAUUCUAUGGAUUCGGGCUCACGCAUGCCUAACCUGACACGGGGUAUUCCCGUGUCCGCAUCAGCUGGCGGAGUCGGCACCACAAAUGGACCCACCACAAAUCACCUGCAGCCUGGAAAUCUUCAAAAUCUUUCGCAUCAUUCCACCACCCAACAGCUGUUACUGAAUAUUAAUGGCCUGGCGGCGGCAGCAGCUGCUGCCGGAGCACCCUUUACCCCGCCGGGUAAGGGCUAUGGUGGUGGCAGCCAUCAUCAUCAUCACCACUCCAAUAAUCAUCCCAGGCAAACCUCCACCCCGAAUAGUUUGAGUCAGAAAAAUUCACAAAAUGAUUAUUUCCUGCUGGGCAUUGAGGAGCGAAAACUGAAGAUCGAACUACUGAAUGCCCAGAUUGACUAUUGGAAAAAAUUGACCAAGAAAUUGGAUGAGAAUCCUGGCCAUGCUCCCAACCCCUCUUGUAUGUGCCACUUCCCCGGUAAGCCCAAUGGUGUGCAGACACCUUCAUCGACCAGCUAG
Molecule: messenger RNA, 1553 nt
Organism: Musca vetustissima
Lineage: Eukaryota; Metazoa; Arthropoda; Insecta; Diptera; Muscidae
Exons: 2
Coding region: 24-1553 (509 amino acids)
Source: RefSeq, a predicted model, not a curated record